GUCUCGCGUUUUUCCAACUCUGCCGACAGGAACUGGGAAAAGAGGCUUCUAUUUGAGUGCUUAGACACAUGGAUACUUUUUAGUAACAAGAAUUUACAGGUUUAAUAGUUUUCUUUCCUCUCUUUACCUUUGACUCUUUGGCACGCCUUGAUUUUUUUGCGUUGGAUGUGAACAGAGUUCAACUGGGAACCAGGAUCCCCACAGACAAUCCCUGGUGAUUUGGUAUGUUGUGACUUUUUCCUCUCUUUUUUAAUCUUUUCUUUCGUUGAAAAAAACACGUAAAUAUAAGGAGUUUGGUCUCGUCACUCGGGCUCAGAGGAGUGGCUCCAGCCGCUGAGUUAGAGGCUCUGAUAAAUCUCGCCACACGAAACAAUAAAGGGUGGUAGGCUAUAGUAAUAACACAACUCUAACAACACACCAGUCAGUGUGUAAACCAAAGAAAAGCCGAAUCCACGAAGAGACCGAUCACUGAAACGCUAUCUGUACCUUAAUCCCAUUAUAAAGUCAUAUGGUUCAGCUGAGAAGUUUUAAAUCUGUGGGAAUGACAUGACGGUCAGUGGACAUACUCCCACGGGAGGACGUUAACAAAGCAGCUUCAACCCUGUAUUUCUCUGAAGCCAAAAAUGGAGUGUUAAACUAGAACAACAAACACUAACACUGGUUUUCUUUAUGAACUGAAAAAAGGGGAGGACUUCUAUGUAAAAAUUUACCCAAUUCUUCAAAUGGGGGUCAAUUAUUCAACCAGUCCAAUCCAGCGUAUUUAUUAAGUUUAUUUACAACACUACCAAAGUCUACUUCAGUUAUCUUUAUUAAAACACAUAAGACAGAAAAACAAUAUAGGAUGCUUUAGAAAAUGAAUAGCAGACUUUAAACAUGUAGAAAAAAUACACAAGAAAAUAUUACAGCAAACAAAAGAGCAGGACGACAGUAGCCAAAUGGCUUCUAGGCUAAAGUAAAAAUAAGUUUUGAGUUCAGGGACACUCCUAUGUGAGGGGCUGAUUCAUUCCACAGUUUGGGGGCCACUGCUGAGAAGGCAUGGUCAUCCCUGGUUCUCAGCCUGGUCCUAGAAACCACAUGAAGCAGCUAAUCAGCAGACCUCAGAAACCUUGUGGGAGUAGUAGAUUUCCAGGAGAUCAGGGAUGCACUCAACUGUGCUGUUUGAACUUGAAAAAAAGCAAUAAAAUCUUCAAAUGAAUCCCAAAAUGAUCAGGGAGCCAGUAAUGGCAGGAAAGGAUGGGGUAAUGUGCUCUUGUUUUUCCUCAAAUGGAGUCAAAGAUAAAUCAGGCGAUAAAUCCUCAGAUGGUAAAACGAGAUUGAACAACAGAGUGUUCAGCAGAUACUUGCCAUUAAAAGUUUCAUCUUUGAUUUAUGUGUUUCUUUAAGGACAUGGCAACUGCUCUAAAUGGUCGAAACCCUGGUGGACGUGGACCAAACCGUAAUAAAGGUCGAAUCUUGGGCAUUAUUGAUGCCAUCCAGGAUGCAGUGGGAUCACCGAAACAAGCAGCCGCAGAUCGGAGGACAGUGGAGAAAACUUGGAAACUCAUGGAUAAAGUUGUAAGUUUUAAAUGAUUUGAUGCCAUAAUAGGAUUUAAACUGCCAAACAGUUCAGGGUCUCCUUUACGGUAUUUUUUUGUUGCAUUAUGCUCCAAAUGUUUUCAAUGGCUGAAAAGUCAGGGCUGGUGGCAGGCCAUUAAUGGUGCCUAGAUGUUUGAAUGAGCUAUGCCGUGGGUGCUUAACUCCGUACCAUUAAGGAUGCUGGCGGUUGAACUUUGUCCUGAUAGCAAGUCUGAUGUUCCCUCCCUUCAUUACAGCCGAGGAUGCAGCAUCCAUGAUUUCCAUGAAAAAUGUCAAAUUAUAAGAAGUAUUAGUUUUGCAUCUUUCAGAUGGUGUGAUAACUUUGUUCAACAAUAGCAAAAUACUGAUUGAUAAAAGAUAACCUGAUCUUUACUUCACAAAUUCAGUCUCUAUUUAGUAAAAGAGACAAAGGUCAUUGUAAAGUGCUCUUUUCAUUGUUGACCUAACUGACAUCUUUUAGUUUACCACAUUUUCCUGGUCCUCGCCGAAGUACUCAUUUUUGGUUUGCGUUGCCACAGGUCCGCCUCUGCCAAAACCCCAGACUCCAGCUUAAAAAUAGUCCACCAUACAUCCUGGAUAUCUUACCUGAUGCCUACCAGCACCUGCGGCUCAUACAGAGCAUAUACACAGAGAACCAGAAACUCACACAGCUCAGUGAGAACGAGUACUUCAAAAUCUACAUCGACAGCCUUAUGAAGAAGUCCAAACGGGCCAUUCGGCUUUUUAAAGAGGGAAAGGAGAGGAUGUAUGAGGAGCAAUCGCAUGACAGGUAAGAAAAUGUUUGAAAAGUUAUUUCUUUCUUCAAAGGUUCUACCUUCAAAGUUUUCUUUGAGCCUUUUCCCAAGAAGUCUGGAUACUGUUUAAAUUACAGUUAAAAACUGAAUGUGAUGAUUUGUGAAAUAUUCAAACUCCAUAUUUAAUUAAAGAUGAGGAUGCCAAAGAGACAGCAAAUGAAACCUUAAAACAGAGAUAUUUCAUUGUGUUUGACAAAAAGUAAAUUCUCAUUUUUAAUGUGGAUUAUUUCCAAUAAAUGGAGACAGGGUCACAUUUGCUGCUCUGUUUCUUCACCUCCUUUUUCAACAGCGCUUUUUCAGCAUACAGAAAAUAAUAAGCCAGUUUGAAAGUGGACAGUUUUAGCCACUCAGCAGUUUGAGGUCUCUUUUUUGUACAAGCCAUAAUUUGUUCGAGUCAUCAUGCACCAAAAAAUUCUAUGGUUGACAAGUCAGGACUGCAGGUAUCAGCAGUACUCUUAAACCAUGGAGCUAUGGUGCUGUCAUACAGAUAGUGGUUUGACAUUGUCUCGCUGAAAUAAACCAUGCUGUUGCUGUUUUCCUGCUUUAAAACCUUUAUGUAUUGCUCAGCAUUACUAGUUCCGUCAUAAAUGUGCAGAUAUGCCCACUUUUCUACCACUGAUGAUGGCUUUUCAGCUGUGCAUUUACAACAAGCCAGAUGGUCCGUCUCUUAUUCAGCCCGGAGGGUGCAUCCAUUGUUAGACCACAGGACACUUUUUCACUUCACUCCAGCCCAUCUCUAAUGAGCUCGGGCUCAAGAAAGGCAGCCAUGUUUCUGUGUCUGGUUUAUAUACAGUUCUCUCUUUGCAAGAUAGAGUCACAUGCAUUUCUGGAUGCAGCAACAAACUGUGCUCACAGACCACAACCUUUGAAAGUCUUGCAAAGCCCAUGCAGUGAUGUCUAUUACAAAAUCAAGUCUCUUUUUAAUGCAGUGCUGUCUGGAAGCUCAAGGAUCACAUCCAGAGAGAUUUUAGUCAGGGUUGGAAAUCAGCUGCCUGCCAAAUGCGGGUUGUUUUUCAAAGUGUUGGGUGAAUUUUCCAAACCUACCAGCCACAGAGGCUGCUAAAUAAAAUAACUGAACAGAGUGACUCGUGAAAGAACAGAGGUCUACCGCUCUAAUGUAGGCGGAUCUACCAAAGCCAAAGAGCUCUGCCUCCUCCUCAUGUCCCCCUACUUUACAAUGCUGCAGUGCCUUUAUUGUAAAACAGCCACAUCAGUAAGUGAAAAGUUUCAGCUGCUUGAACAUAAUUUUACUCCUGUAUCAUGGAAACUAAGGCGAGAUGUUAAAAUAAUCUGUAAGGGUCACAGCAGAGAAACUAAACUUAAAUCCACACUAAUAUAGUGUACUAAGAAUUAAAUUUUAGAGUUACAGGAGGAGUGAUCAGCUUCCACAGGGAAAGUAUCCCAACAAAUAUAUCUACAAGUUUUCUUCUUUGGGGCGUCAGUAUGACUAUUGGCCACUGCUCUUCCCUGAACAUGAAAGAAACUAGGAUGACCCACACUGAUUUCCAGCUGUGCCUCUUUGGGUUAGUCAGAGGAAAAGUCCUGGAAAUUGGUGCCAUGUUUCAUUGUCCCCUUCAAGAUUAGUCAGAGCAUUAACCUUGGCACCCCUGCUGCCUUGGUUUAAUCCAGUUCUUUUACUGAUGCCUUGCAUGGUUUUACUGACUCUCUAUGAACUUGCCACCAUAGAGACCAGAGGGCAGUAUGAUAGGAUAUACUUUGUCAUAGCAUUUGAGAACUUCUCUUGAAUGUUUCAACAGUUUCUUAUUCACAUCUUGGUUCCACCCUGCAGAAGGAACCUGACCAAGCUGUCACUGAUAUUCAGCCACAUGCUGGCUGAAAUCAAAGCUAUUUUCCCUGGAGGACAGUUCCAAGGGGACACUUUCAGGAUCACCAAGGCUGAUGCCGCUGACUUCUGGAGGAAAAACUUUGGAGAAAAGUAAGAAAUAUCUAAGUUUUCUUUUUUCUUUGGCAGUUUUUUUGGUGCUUUAUUAUUAUUAUUAUUCAACUUGGUGAUGAGGAACUGCUGUCCUGAGUAGCAUCUCUAGUUGACUCAGAGUUAGGGAUAGGGUUUUCUCACUUUUUAAUGAUAAUGUUCACUUUGAUGCUUGAUUCUUCCUUAAAAGACAAGCAUCCCUUUCUUCUUGUGUUCCAUCUCUAUCAGCUCAUCUGCCUCUUAUAGUUGCCAUCUAUAACUUUUGCACACAAGUAAUAUGUUAUUUUUGACGUUAGUGGUCAUUACCGAAGAUUGCGCACAGUGCUAGUUCAGGCAAGCCGUACAGUUCAAGCUCAGCCUACAGUCCAUCAGCUGAUAGCUUGGCUGAUUACCUUUUAUAUAUCUAAUUGGCAAAUGUAAAAAAUGGCAUAAAACUCCUUUAGCUUGUCCUCUCUAGUUGCUUCUUCCACAAAAUGUUUGGCAAAUCACCUCCACCUUGACUCCUCCUUAUGAGCUGUGCUAGAUUUUGCCCGUGUCAAAUGUAGCGUCACAGGAGCCUGCUUUGUUGUGUAUCCUGCGGGUCUUUGCUGCUGCUGUUUUCCCUGCCCUGGUUUUUCAUAUAUGCACAUGAAACAGUGGUGGUAUGCUCUCUUCGCAGCAGGCCUGGCAAUCCUCAUAUGCAUGUAGAAGGGCAGAGUGCUCUCCAAACAGAGCUAUACUGCCCAACAUAAGUACUACAUGCAAAUAAUUCAUUCUUUUUGAUCUAUAUGGUUCUGGAUUUGGAGGGAGAGUCACACAGUCCACAGUGUUUGAAGUCCAUUGUUUAUUUUCCUCUGUCUUGGGAUUCUGUCAUCUACUUGUUUUAGUGCACUAUUAUUUACUGUGUUCAAAGUUAUCGCUUUAAUCUACCGAGAGAUUUCAGAGCAGUUUAAUGGAAAUACUCAUCUCACUUUCAAGCAGGACUUGGCACCUGCUCACAAUGUCAAAACUCCUCCCAAAUGCUUUGCCAACCAUCAUAUUAGAAAGCUUGGUUGGUCAGCCAGCUUGCCUGGCCUUAACCCCAUAAGGUAAUCUUCGGGAUAUGGUCAAAAGGAGAUGAAAAACUCCUGGCUUAAGGGUACAGAUGACAUAAAAGCCUCCUUCAAAGUAAUUCAGUGACACCUCAGCAGUGCCACAGACUUAUCAUCUCCAUACAAUGCCCCGUUAACACAACAAUUUGUAGCAGAGGAGCCCCAACCUAAGAAGUUUGGAGCAUAAAAUGAACAAACUUUUCAGAAAAUGAACAGUUUUGCAUUUAAUUCAUUUUUUUCUUUUGUCUUUUUUUGAUGUUUAGAUCUAGGUUAAUAUUCUCAAUAUUCCAGAUGCUGAAUGGUUUGGUAUCACGACCUUUACUCCACAAUCACCCAAAUUAAAAUCUAAAACAGCUUGAAACCUUGAAAUAUGACAAUGAACAUGUCAUAAAUAUGAGUAUACGAAAGUUCACCUUUUUGAAACGAGAAAAAAAUGAGAACUUUUCCACAAUAUUCAGAUUUUCCUCUGUACCCCUCUAUUAACUGCUGUUAUAAUGAUUUUGAACAGCUGGUUACUUACAUUGAUUUCUGCACUGUUAAUGGAUUUAAUGCUUAGACCGCUAGACCAGCAGCACUCAAAUUUCAUCAUUCGAGCAUAAGUACAAUCCUGUUUUUUAAUGAGCAGUAAAUUUACUUAUCCUGUGUGCCAAACUCUUUUGCUGUUUGUAUGUAUGCAAAUGUCUGCUAAGAGGCACAGUUUGUCUUUUUACCUUUUGUUUUGCUUUGCAAUUGUGAUUGGACUCAUUGCUCUCUUGUAGGACCAUAGUAUCCUGGAAAGUCUUUCGACAGUGCCUUCAUGAAGUGCAUCCCAUCAGCUCAGGUCUGGAGGCCAUGGCCCUGAAGUCAACCAUUGACCUCACCUGCAACGACUACAUUUCUGCCUUUGAGUUUGACAUUUUCACUCGUCUCUUCCAGGUUGGUCAACAUCAAAAAGUUAGAAACACGGAAGUGAAUAAGUUUGGUGCACAUGACAUAAAGCACAUCACUGGUGACUCAAUUUUUUUACAAAAUGAAUCCAUCGCUCUUGUCUAUGCACCCUUCUUCUUUGGGAAAAUUGAAAAAACAGAAUUGGAUCCUGGUCAUGGUGAUUUACAUUUUCAGGCUCCCUUUGAUGUUAGAUAUUUGCUAUAAAUCUACUGACAGAAACAGCAUCUUCAGUUUUAAGAAAGCCCAGUGUUUUGUUUGUAAUUUGCUUGGAGUAGUGCAUCAACCUCUUUUUUCUAGGUCACAGUUACCUGUGGUUUUGUGACAUGUAUGAAAAAAGCAGUUCACUUGAAGAUGGUACUUAGCAGCUCAAAAUAAAAAAGUUCCUGACAAUUUAGUGUGACUCUACCUGGCGGCAAUUGAGAGCAAGGGUAAAACUACCAUACAUGAGCAUUAUCAUAUCAUUGAAUAUUUUGAAAUAUCGAGGAAAUGUCGAAAGAACUUGAAACUGUGAGGGUUUUAAAAGUUUAAGGAUUAACAGUGUGUAAGAUAUUUCUAUUUUUGUUUUUAUGCUGACUUUUCUUUUGGUUCUUCCCUAUAACUAAAAAUUUACUUGCACUCUUUGCACAAUACACAACAGCAGAAUAGCUUAAAUAGACAGAAAAUUUUCAGUGUAGGACAACAGAAGCAGAAGUGUCCCAAAGAAGUCACAAAAACCACAUACAGUGUUUUUCAGAGAGUGACUUGAGUCAUCCUGGUUUUGGCCCUUGUGCCUGUGCGAUUGUGCUUUGCCUUCGUUUGGAAUGUAUGAUGAACUUUUCAGUUGAAUUAUCACUCACUUUUGUGUCAACUUAAGAUUCUGUAUCGAAUACCUUAUCCUCUUAUCUACAGAGUUUUAGGAUUUUUACCUUUUGUGUUUUUGUCUGUUUUCUUUCUUUUUUUUUUUUUAAAUGUAUGCACACGAUGGUACAUGAUCAUGACUAACGGGUGAAAGCUACUAGCUGUAUGCUAGACAUAACUGUAAUGGAUAAUAGUGUCCAAAACUACCAUUUAUGGCAUGUUUUAAUGUAUGUUCAACUCUAGUAUUAUUGUAUUAAAAUGUGAGCUUUUAGUAACUAGUCAUUUUUACACUAAUUAUUUACAAACUUGAUUUAUUUCAACCCUCAGCAAUAGUCUGCUAUUCCUUGACAGCAGACCUUGUUUAAGAAAAACACACUGUUGUUAUGAAGCACAAAGCAAAGCCAGGGAUGAAGCUGCAAUGGCAGACUCCAGAGGAGUAUCUAAAAUCAUAUUAGUGCACAGAGAGAUGUCUGGAAGAUUUAACAGUAGUCUGUUUAUGUUAUCAAACCUAUAAAAAAAGACCAAAUGAAGAAAAACAAGACACAAGACAAAAAAAAAAACAAAGACAGAGACAUGUUUGUUUCAAAACACCAGAACUGUAGGCUUCAAUAGAGAAAUCUCCCUUCAUGUAUUUCAGGAUGGCAUUUGAUAUUUAGCAUAGUGCUAUUUCGGGCAGGCCACAAAGUCAAGCUCUGCCCAAAAUCUAUCAGCUGAUUGUAAUGCAAGCCCACAUCAGCUGACAGCUCAGUCAGUAACCCUUAAUUACCCUUUAAGUUGCUAAUUGGCAACUGUUUUAAUGGGUGGUAUCAUUUUUAUUGCAGAACAGAUUCAUUUAAAGUAUCUUGAUUUUGGUCAGAAGUUAGAGAUGGUCAGAUGUCUUUUUCAAUGCGACACAAUAAUGCUUUCCUAGAGAGCCAUUUAUGCUGAGCAGACAAGUAAACAGAUUCCAAACCACACCAGAGUGAACUUGGAAUGCUUCACAUCAUUUGUUUUGGCAUCUGUCAAACUGCCCUAAAAUACUGAACCAGCCAAACUCCACAAAGUCAAGUAAAAAUGGUUGCACUGCUUAAGCUGCCUCUCAAAUGUCUCCUUAAAUCAGAAGCUGCAGCUUUGCACACUUUCUCUCCAUUUGUUUGCUGAUUUGGAAGCAGCCAGUUUCAACCCCAUCCACAGACUUUGUAUCACUAACGUGUGGCAGAAACAACUAUUUCAAGAUGAAAUUUUACCUUGAAAAUGUGAAACAUUAAUUAGUUGUCUCAUGAUUAUGAUUCUGUUGAUACAUUAAUGGAUGCUGUUUUUCAGCCAUGGAAUUCAAUUCUGAGGAACUGGAAUUUCCUGGCAGUGACACAUCCCGGCUACAUGGCUUUCCUUACCUAUGAUGAAGUCAAGGCCAGACUGCACAAGUAUACCAACAAGCCAGGCAGGUAAGUAAACCGUUAAUAUUACUGGAACUGCCUUAAUAUGUGCUUAUUCUCAUAUUGGAGGUUUCUAAUUCAGUGAGUUAAAUUCAUCAUGAAUAUGUAGGGCAAAAUUAACAGGUUUAUAUUUGUUUUUUAAGACGCAUUUUAUUGUUAAAAGUAAAUGGUGAAAUGUAUUUUUAAUUCGUGUGAAGCUGAAUUAAAAAAAAAAAAUCUAUCUGAGUUGCCCAACUUGAAAGUACACCAUUUCAGGGUGCAGUUAGUGAGUACAAAGACAUAGUGAUAACAGAUUUACAGCCAGGAAGUGGCUGCAGAUGCAUGCUAGUCAACAUUUCUUUUAAACAUAGUGGGGGUGGGGACUGAGUCUCCCCUGUCAACCAGAUGUGUGCUGGAGGAAACUGAAACUGAAUUUGAAGAGCUAAUAUUAAAAUAUGUGCAGAUGGAAACUGAAUUGUGAAAGCUUCAAGUGAAAUUGGAAACUUCAGUGUAGAGAUUUAAGCACACAUUGUACAAAAUAGUGCAUCCACUUUCAUCUUCAGUAAAAGUUUCUGUUGUCUUUCUUUCAAACAGUUACAUCUUCAGACUAAGUUGUACUCGACUCGGCCAGUGGGCCAUCGGCUAUGUCACCAAUGAUGGAAACAUACUGCAGACCAUCCCCCACAACAAACCCCUGUUCCAGGCUCUCAUCGAUGGUUACAGGGAAGGCUUGUGAGUCACUUAAAGGUUCAUCUACACAAGUCAUGGUUUUGAUGGUUUGAAAUGUUUAUUGCAGCUGCAGAACAUUGUUGAGUGUUUGCAUCGUGGUAAACUGGAUUAUAGCUGGUGGGUAAAUCUGACUUGUAGAGACAUUACUGACUCAUGAAGUAUUCAUCCAAGAUAAUUUAAAUAGCACAAAAUUAAAUUAAUAAAUCAAUUAGCUUUAAAUUAACCAAGGUUGUUGUACAGCAUUUGAAUUUUUUAUUUAACAGUUAUCUCUAUGGUGUUUCAUGUGACACUAAAACUUGUUCAAAGAAAAGCAUGCAUCAUCAUAGUUAUGAAAGGAUAUGAACAAUGUCAUGUGAGGAGUCACAAAAAAACAAAUUGAGGUGUGGAUCAUCAUCUACAGUACAGUGUAUCUCUCCUUGUAUUUAUGACUGUCUGAUCAUUUUAACCUCUUUCUCAUCGUAGUUACUUGUUCCCUGACGGUCGCAGUUACAACCCUGACCUCACUGGAUUAUGUGAUCCAACUCCUCAUGAUCACAUCAAAGUAACACAAGUGGGUAUGUGUGUUAGUGUGUGUGUGUGUGUGUGUGGGUGUGUGGGUGUGAUUGUGAAUGUUUAUGUGGGUGUAUAUGUGUAUGUGUGUGGUGGUGUGUUUAUUUAUGCUUGAUCAAAUGGGACACGUGGCUGACACAGGAUUAGCUUCAGUCCUCAAUAAAGCCUUGUGACUAAUACUUAAGUUCAGUCAGGACAACUUUUAUCAAAGAGAAUGAACUAUUUCUAGGAGUAGAUUAUAUUUGGUGGUUUGACUAUUCUGAGAGCUUCCUGCUCUUUCAUGUGUGUAUGUGUAAUGCCAAAACCUCAGGCAGAGAGAGCAGCAGCAAAGACCCCUAAGGUACAGGACGGUUCUUUCACAACAAUCAAAUCCACAGUUUUCAAAACACAGCAUUGUGUGUUUAGAUUGUUUUUUUACUAGUAGUCGAGCAGUUUUUUAGUACUGCUUUACUUUGUGGCCUGCCUGAACUAACACUGUAAUCAAUGAUGUACAAAACACUCAAGCACAGUCCUCAGCUGUGCCGGAGCCAAGGGGUGGGCCACCCCUGAAAUCGGUUUGGCCACCUCAGGGGCCAUCCUGAAAUCUUAAACAACACUGGCCUAGUCAGAGGCAUUUAAAUUGAAAUCAAAUAUCUGAGCUUAAGUUCAGCUUCAUCUGGCUAUUUAAAAUCUUUUUUUUUUUUAACUUUUACUUUGUUGGCACUUUUACUGAGGACUUUGGACAAAUACUUGUUUUUAGUCCUAAAAAAAUCAAGUUACGCAGGUAUAAAGUAAAUGUUGCCAGUAUGUGGUAUCUGCAGCUGUCGAUAGCCAAGCUUCUAUGCUGUCACUCAAGACAGUUUCUCUCCUGUGGAUACUAGAUUCACUUCUAACAAGUAAGCCAUAUAACCUCUUAAAUACACCUCUCAAAUACGUGAUGGUGCUCUGCAUUAUUUACAGGUAGUCAAUGGACACAGAGAAUGAUUUGAACAGAGGGGGAAAUAGUAGGAAGCGUUUGUCUCUGUGUACUCUAUCUAUGUGGCUUUAUUGUGUUUACUUGUAUUGUAUUCACAUUAAUAGUUAAUCCAUGCCCUUUGUUUGAUCUGUUUGUGCAGGAGCAGUAUGAGCUGUACUGUGAGAUGGGCUCAACCUUCCAGCUUUGUAAGAUAUGUGCUGAAAACGACAAAGAUGUCAAGAUCGAACCCUGUGGUCACCUCAUGUGUACUCUCUGCCUUACAGCGUGGCAGGUAUUACAUUGUUGAUCUCAAAAUAAGCUUGAACAGUGUUUAAAUUUAUGAUUAUGAUGAGUUUGUAGAAAUGAACCCAGUUGAGAGGUGUGUGUUUGUGAGUGUGUGUAUACAGUCGUGUUUCCCUGUCUGUUCCAGGACUCAGAUGGUCAGGGUUGUCCUUUCUGUCGCUGUGAGAUCAAGGGCACGGAGCCCAUAAUUGUGGAUCCCUUUGACCCACAAAAUGUGGCAACCAAGUGUUUCUUCUUGGACCAGCAUGGCUGCUCCUUCCUGGAGCUGGAUGAUGAUGAGGACCGAGAGGACUUCCUGGUUAUGAAUGGAUUAGCCAACAUCAGAAAGGUAAAGACCUCUGGGCUUUAACAUCACUGGUGGUGAUGAAUGACCCAGCGCUGUACCUGGUUUGUUUCUGCCCUGCCUCCAUCAGUCUAUGACUUUUCAUUUCCAUUCAAAUGUCUUUGGACACAAUGAGUAAAGGGUUUACUUCCUCUUUCACUAUCCUCAGUUUUGAAGAUUUAGCUCCUCACUUUUUUCUCUCUUGCUUCUGGCUCUUCUUUCCCAACAUCUCCCAACAGAUCAAAAUGAUUAACUUAAAAAACACACAAGUCCCAAAAGGUAAAUUUGAUCUGACUUUGUAUAUCGAUAUUAAACAGUUCUUGUUAUUAUACGGGUGUGUUUUUGUCUUACCCUGACAUUUUUUGACAUGAAGCUUCAGGCAUAUCCAAACCUCUACAAAUCAGCUGACAGACAAUGUCACAACAACAUCAUGUCACACCUCUGAAAAGGAAGUUUAUAGUUCAAACAUGUCAAGAUGAAAAGAAAACCCCCUUGAUCUACCUACAAGAACUGUUUAAUGAUAAUAUUACAUUUAUUUAUAGCCAAUUUUUAUAACACUCAAGGUCACCUUACAGGAAGAGUUAAAAUAUGAACAACAAUUUAAACAAUACAACAAGAAAAGACUGAUUUUUGAAGUCAGGAUGCGUUUUGAAAAUGGACAGAGCCACUGUUGUGGAUGUCUGGUGGGAGGGGUUUCAGAAGGACUGGGGUUAUGUGAUCAAUGCAGGAAUGCAGGCAGCAGGGCCAAAUUAAAUUUUGUAAAUUGACUCAGGAAAAACCUUUGAAAUAUCAGUGGUGAGGGAAAGACAUUUUGUGCCAAUGAGUAGGACAUGGGUCUAAUCACUGUUUAAUUUUGGAAAGUUGUAGUAGAGCCACAGUUUGAUUUCAUGUUGGUGAGAGGGAGGAAGAAGGUUUGGUGGACAGGCAAAGCUGUCAUCUGCAUAACAAUGAGAAACGGAAGUUAGAUUUAUGGGAGAUAUGGCCAAGAGGAAGUGGAUAGAUGAUUAACAGAAUGGGCCCCAGGACAGAGCCCAGGAGAACGCCUAGAGUUUAAAAGUAGUGAAUUGAAUUAACCAAAUGUGACCUCAUAGAUAAAAUUUGCAAAAGUCUGUGAUCAGAAAAUAUUCAAAUCGACAGAGUUAGAAUAACAGGCAGUUGCUUAGGACCAACUAGAAUUAAGUAUUUACUGCUAACUUGCAGUAAAUUCAAAAAAGAAUACAGUGAGUGUGUGGGUAAAUGGAUAGAAAUCAUGAAACAAGUGGAAUGAUACUUUUUGACCCUAAAGGGGGUCAUUGCGCAUUAUCCCACCUUUUACCCCUUAACCAACUAAAGAAAAGGACAAGAUUACAUUAAAUGCUGAUUUGAUGUGGAGUUUUUUUUUAUUUAAAAAUACUGAUUUGUACAGCUUUUAAAAAAAUCCUUUGGUUACAUGGUUGGUAGAGCUUCCAUAAGAAUAGUAUUACUAUUAGCCAACUUGCAGGUCAACAUCACUGUGGGCUGUAUUUUCGUGCCCGCCAGCGGCGCGGCAGAGGGUGGCAGACCCCGCACAGUGGUAUUUUCAUCUGGCGGAGCCCGGGACCCAGCCAGUUUGGUAUUUUCGUAGACCGAGGUCCGCCAAGCUGGGCGUGAUGGUGCAGUAGGGGGAGGUGUCGACAGAAUCAGCUGGCGCAGUGACAUUUUCGUGCCCCCGGCAGCAUAGAAAGUGCGCUGAAAGCUUGCGGAUUUAAAUCUGGUCAGCUUUCAGCGCAGGUGGAGCGCAGCUGGUCUAGUGGUAUUUUAGUAGACCGGCGGCGUAGUGCUCAUAAGUCACCGAUGCCUCACAGGCAGGUUUCCACAGUGCCAGGCACAUUUCAGUGCAAUAAAUAAUCAUCAACAACUAAUAUUCUGAGUCAGCACAUACAUUUAGAUUUAUAUCGAUAUAUUCUUAUCUAUAUAUUAUCUGAUGAGCGUGUUUGGACACACAACCUGACUGAAUUAACACAGCUGAAACCGCAUUAAAUCAAAUUAAAUAUCUAGUAAACAGACAAGACAAUAACAAGAUAUUUAAUUCCUCUUCCCCCUAUUUCUAUCUUCCUCCUCUUUCUCGCGCAGCUCGACCCAGACAUGUCUCCGUGUCCUCUUCCCGUCCUGCUGCUGCUGCGGCGGCUGAACAGGCAACUUAAUGUGAUUGUCUUUUUUGUGGAAAAGGGUGAUUGUCUUACCAGUGGGUACAACCUUACACACACCAAAUCCCUCCGUGCUUAUGUGAGACAGUGUGGAGGAUGCCCUCUGCAGCGCUUACAGCGACACUUGUUAAGUUGCUGCCUUCAGCUGCCAUCAUGUGGCAUUGCUGUCUGCAGCCAUCUCUUGAUCUCUUUGACUAAUGUACGAAAAUUGGAAUACGCCUCGCCGGUGGCGGAUUUAAAGGUGAGGAGAGGAGCUGAUAUGAUUGGUGAAAACAGGUCUCGGCUGUGUUAAAUCCACUCCAUGCCCUCUCUCCUCCCUCUCUAUGACUUAUGCCGCUGGGAGGAGCUGAGUUAGGGAAGGGGUGAUACUUAUGCCGGGCUGUGCCGCUCACCAAAAUACCAAAAUGUGCUUGGAGACGCCUUGUCAGUGUGGCGGACAUGACUUAUUUCGCGAGGCACGAAAAUAGAGCUUUUGUGUAGAAUCAGGUUGUAUCUGGGGACUUAGAUAAUAGAAUAAAAAAAUCUGAUAUGGGGUUUAACCUACUGGAAUCAAGUAUAUUAACACCUUCAGAUACGCAAGGGGGGGAUCAUCCCUGUAUCUUCACCAAAGUCAUUUUGGAGCAAAUGUUGACUAAAGCUAUGUCUAUGCAGUUUACAUUAAUUUAAGGGCAUAUUCAAAUAUGAAGGGUUCUAAUCACUGUCUUAAGAUGUGCAUAUUGAGAGAUACAAAUAAAUUAUGUUAUAUUCAGUCAAGACCCAAACUGUCAGUUUGAUGUAUAUUGCAUUGAUGUUUUGUGACAGCUGGUAUGUUAUUUUUCUUUUUUCUUAGCACUGUGCCGAGCGCCAAAACUCCCCCAUGGUGUCACCUUGCUCCUCCCCUGUCAGCCAACACAGAAAAACCUACGGAGUAGACCAAAGUCACAGCCUGCAGCACCUCAGCCUUCCCCCCAUUCCACCAAGACUUGACCUCAUCCAAAAGAGUGCCACCCGCUCCCCAUCCUGCAGUCCCACUGGUUCCCCAAGGGUGAAUAUGCAUUACCACUUUAAGAAGGAUAGGGGUUUAUUUUCCUAUGAAACAUUUUUCAGAUAUAAUAGGCUGACAAAAACUAUUUGAAACUAAUUUAUUGUAAAAGUAAAGAUUAGUCUGAGCUUUGCAAGAGAAUGGAAUAAAUUCAAAUGAACAUUUAUUUAUAAAGAACAAAUCAUUGAAUGAUCAGUGUAAGAUAAACAUAUUCAUCAAAAAGCAAAAAAUAGCAAAAUGCAAGAGGUACUCCAAUGGUAUAGUGGUGAAUAUCUAAAGGAUGUUUCACCCUAGAAAUAAAAUUGUUUUGAACUGACAAUUUCUCUUACCUUAAAGAGUUGGACAAGGAUGAGAAAAGAAAUUGCUCCUUUUAUUCCAACUACACACCGUAAUUUGACAUCUUGGAGACUUACUCAAUUUUAAAACUGAAGAUGCUUUGUAUGAAAAAUCUGGAUGGCUCUGAUCUUCAGUCCCUCAGGCAGCACUACACAAAAACAGACGUGACCCUGUUGUGCAGAUCUCUAUAGGCGCAUAAUCACACUCCAGAAACCAUUGUCCGUGAAUGUAGUUUGCUGCUCUAUCCAAGAAAAAUAGGUCAAAAAAGUACCUUGCUAAAAGGAGCCAUAAAUAAUCAUGAUCCAGAAUUACCAGCAACUCCUCUAAAAGUAGAAAGUAAUAAAAUAAAUGGAAUGAGUAGACUAUAUUAGAUAGAAUAGAGAGUAAUGAAAUGAAUAGAAUAGAAUCAACAGCAUAGACUAGAAUAGAGUGGAGCUGAAUAUAUUGGAUAGAAUGAAUUUCCCUUCAGGGAUAAAUAAAGUUCUUGCAUUGUGAAAUAAACUAGAAUAGAAUGCUGUAAUAGGCAUUGUACUAGCAGCUAGACUAGAAGUGCCGCAUUUGAUUUAGGUGCUAAAUAGUCAAUAGAAAAGAGGAAAGACAGACAACAUAUUCGGUCAUACAAUUGGGUAUUAAUGUUGUAACAGGACAUUAAAAAAAAUUAAGAAAUAAAAUGUAGCAAUUAAUAAAACUUAACCAAAAAUAGACAUUCUUUUUGAAAAUCAUGGACAUUGCAUCCUUGCUCUGCAUACCGGAACUAUUUGUCUUGUUAGCAGCUCACACAUCAGGAAUGGCAGCAUUAAUGCAAAUCAAUAUACACAGAUUUGGAGUAACAUACUGUAUUCUAUCCAAACUUAAGAAACUUUUCAAACCCAGAUACUAGUCCUAAAUGUGUGCAAAGGAGAGGUUAUGCAGCCCCAUGAUUAAUAUGAUCCAUUUUUUGACAUUUUGCUUGCACUAGAUGUUGUCUUUUCACUGUAAGCAGUGAAACAAAGGGGUUAAAAUUCUGUGCAAACCCUCAUUUUCUUUAUUUUAGACAGCCUCUCUCCCACCAUGAGAUGUCUUUUAUGACAUCACUGAUGUAAGCUUAUCUUUUCAUCUCUCUAGUCUUCGCCGAGCAUGUCCAGAAAGCAGGACAAGCCUCUACCAGCCCCACCUCCUCCACAGAGGGAUCCUCCUCCUCCACCUCCUCCUGAGCGUCCACCUCCCAUCCCUCCAGAGUCACACCACUCUUUGCCCUCCAGUUCAAUGUCUCCCUCUACCAGUGAACUGGCAAACAUCCAGAAACCCCCUCAGACGUGUUGCCCCAGAGACAGCUCCUUUUCAGAUGACCAUAUGGCUGGACCUGAGCAUCUGCCCCAACUGGGACCUGCUGGCCCCUUUCACCUUGAUGGGAGACCACUAAGCUGUUCAUCUGCAGACUUUGUGAGGAUUCAUAAUGAAAUGGAUGGAGCAGGAAACUCUGAGAGCUCUAAGGUAGGACAUUUUAAGGUUAAAAGUGCACUGUUAAAAAAACAACGACAAUCUAUUCACAAGAGUCUGUAUUCUUAAUUGGGUGAACAUGAAAAUUAAAAUAGCUAUUAUUCAACAAGAAAAUACAUGUCAGACCAACAAUGUGCACCUCAAUAGAGACCAAAUAUGUAAUUCUAAGUUAGCAGAAUUUGCAAUUUGUUGUUUGCACAACAAAGUAGGAAAAAUUCCCAUAAUGCAGUUCUGACAUUGACCCAUGAGGUCUGCCGAAGAAGACCUACAGGGUUUACCACGCUCCAUCGCAAGGGCAAGUUCUCCCUUAUAGUGUGUCAGGGCCAGCAGCGCUGAGGAAGAAGAGGACUUUUUUGAGUGGACCAGCUUCAGUCCAAGUUUUUUAAGUAUUUUGUGUGAAAAUAAACUUGUUUAAACUGUAUUAAGUGUAAUCACUAAUAGAGAGUGUGGUGUUGUUCUGCUUUACCAAAUUUACUUAAGUAAAUUGGCUACUUUUUCUGUAGCUGUAUGGUGAAGAAGAAAUCAUGUAAAGUGAGCGGGUUGUUACUGCAGAGGAAGCUUAUCACAGCCUCGUAAUAAUGUGUCGGUGCAGAGCCCACAAACUGUUUCAAUCUGAUAAUGUGGAUACCUUUUUAAUGCAAUGUUUUUGUCAUUAUAUUAUGCAGAUAUGAUUCGAUUUUUGACUAUUGUGAUGAAGUCAAUUUGCAUGUACCUCUUUUCUUUUCUCAUACACAGCUCUUCUCUAAUGGUGUGCAAGCCAACGAUGAGUAUGACAUCCUUCCCUCACGACAUUCCCCGGUGCCAUCUUCAGUUACCAGUAGCCAAAAGUGAGUCCCCAGUCCAAAAACUUGGACUUCUGACGCUCCAAAAUCUUAGUGAGGCCGAAGCACACACAACUGGAACACUUAGAUGUAAAUCUGUCUGAUUUGACUUGAAAUUAUUGAAAAUAGCAGCUUUAGCUUAUGCUGGUCUGCUUACUGGCAGAUCCAUGUAUGACUUCAAUAAUGAGUGUAAAAAUGAAAUGGUAGUUUGGUGUAUUUUCUUUAAUUCCUUUUAGUGAACUAGAAUGAUAUUUUAUUUUGGAGAACUUUAACAAAACUGUUAUACAUGAAGUUGUCACAAGCAUUUGAUUGGAUAAUGUGAACAGUAAGAUGUCCAUCAGAGAGUCAACAAAUGGGUGGUCUCCCGACUGUGUGCCUAUAUAUGAUAAUUUACACUUUUAUAAUGUUGUGAUCUGCAAAGUUUAACUGACCGAUGUUUUCAGUCACACUCUCUGACUCUUUCUGAAGUCUGACAGCAUGUUGCGUUCUUCUGAAAACUAGCAUAUAUCCACUAACAUCUGUUAAAUCUGACAAAAUUAGGAUUUAUCAUGGUUUGAUGUGUGAUUUUCCACCGUAUGUGGCUUUUUGUUUUUCCAUUUUGCUGUGUCAUGGAUUAAAAAAGUCAUAACAGCUAUAUAAAGAUGCGACCUUGCUGCAUCUUUAUCCUCUUGAUAAAAAAUCAAAAUGUCAGAGUUGCAGAUUGAAUGCACUUGAAAGACAUUUUAAAAGGUGGGAUUGACAAAUCUCCACAUCUUCACAGAUCCUCCAAUCCUUUCAGCAGUACAAUGACAGAGCAUCAGCGGGGAGUGAUGGAGAGACCGCAGGAUGACUAUCAGAUCCCUUCAUCCAACCUCUGCCUGAGUCAGGCUCCCCUCAGCCUUUCCAUACCAAGCAGGUACCAGGCUUACCUAAAGAUGCAACCAUGCAGGUACAGUGAUCAUGGGUCAGUAAGAGAUUCAUUCAGCAGCCGUGUCCUUUGACUUUUUCCAGAAGCUCUGAGAACAGCUCUUCAGAGCCCUGCACCAAGGAGAAGAAACCCCACCCUCCUGAGCACAGUGAGUCAUGAUACCAGCAGAGGCGGAUAAAUAAUCCCCUCACAUAAAUAUUAUUACUGUGCUUUUUACCACAACAUAGUGAAGAACUUUGCUUAAGACUUUCAAUCCGCUCUACUUCACAUCUUUUUAUAAAAACAAAUGCAUUUCAACAAAUAGUAAAGAAGAUUUUUUUCUAAUUUGAUGAAAAAAGUAAACUCUCAUUACUUUGAUAUUUAAACACAACCUUUCAAUUUCAAUAUUAUUAUACAUAAAGUAACAUAUUCAAAGCUUUUUCAAAUACAUUUUGAGGAUUAUGGUUCAUGGCUCAUGAAUUUUAUAAUGCAGGAUAUAAAGAAACCUUAAGGCGAGACAGAUGAAAUGUUUUUAAAAAACAUGCUAAACAAUUGUUUAAUGAUGUAGGGCGUGUUGGGUUUUGCUCAAAUCAGAUCCCUCCAAAAAAGAUGUCUUUAGCAAAACAAGAAGUUAAGCAGGUAGUGAAGGCAGGGAUCUGGCUGGUUGGGGCAAAAAUCUUUAAAGCUGCAGCAAACAUCAGCUCUCUGGAGAUCCUGAGCACAGAAGAAACACAAUUAAGCCAAAAAGGUUCAAAUAAUUCUCCUAAACACUGGGAAACAGAGUACACAGAGCACUACCAUACAAGACGGGAUGAUCUGUCAGUGAAGUGGAGUUCAGACCAGGUUUUUAAAAGCAGCUUGAUUAACUGAGUGACAACAGGUGUGUCUAAUCAGCAGAGUCAGGCCCCGUUUAUACGUACCCAGUUAUCUUUAAAAAACAGAGACAUUAACCAUUGUUUGCACCCUUCAUUUAGACGCAAACGGAGAAUUCGCCCUGAAAACGAUGGUUUUUAAAAACUCCGGCCAGAGUGAAGAUUUUGGAAAACUCUGUUUGUACGUUUGCAUGUAAACAGACAAAAACAGAGAAAAACUGAGAUUUGGGUAGCCGACGGCAGAUUGCACGCAGGAAAGAAGGAAGUGUUGCUACUAUGCAGGAUUCUUGAUUAACUGAGUGACCCCAGGUGUGUCUAAUCAACUGCUAUUACUGUCUUUAUUAGGGUUAUUGUCUUUAUUAGUCAAGUUUAUAUGUUGUGUCUUGUUUGAGUAGCUGUGUUUUGCUUUAUGCUGCCCUCUGCCUGUGCUCCUCAGGGGUCCCACCUGAGCCUCCCAGGGGGACGACACAUGCUGCCUUCAGUCAUUUCAACUCCAACCAGACGUCCUCUGACUAUGAUAUUCUGCUCCCCCCUCAAGGUAGCCUUUCUCAAGCCCACCUUCACCUCACUUCUUUGACGUGUGAAUCCAUCCAGACGGCUCAGUUUUAAUUGUGGCGUCUCUUGUGUUUCAGCAUUGGGGGACGCACUGAACAGCUGCCCUCCUUCUCAGCCUCCACCUCCACCACCCGCCAGACACAGCUUCACAGACCUGUCCUCCUGUUUUCGGUCCUCAUCCUCCAUGCCCUCCUCUGUCAUCACGCAACCUCACAGGUUUUCCUCUGGACAGGAGCACUCGCUGCUGACCCCCGGUGAGCUGACUGCUCAGUAUAAACAGGAGUGGUAUCACUUUACACAUGAUUUAUGACUUCGCUGUGUUAACUGACAGAUUGUGUGGUACCUGAAUUUUCUCUGUGUAAUUUGUGGUUCAGGCGCAGUGUUUGACAUGCUGAACAGUGCUGCUCCGUUGCCUCCGAUCAGACGACACGUGGAAAAUGUUAAAAGCUCCAGAAGCUGCCUAGAGUACGACCACUCACAAGCCAGCCAAGGUAGAGUCUUGAACUUAUUUUCUGUUUGGGCCUGAUUUAGUUUGCGCCCACUUUCCUCAGAUGUGAUUUCUCUCCUCUCUUUCCCAGUAUCGUCAGACUGUUUGCAGGCCCCUGCCAGACCGCCCAAGCCACUUCCCAGGAAGAUCCCUCCAGAUAUUCAGCCGGGUAAACCCUCCAGUCUGGACGCAGAUAACAUGGAUGCCAAGAUAGCCAAGUUGAUGGGGGAGGGUUACUCUUUUGAGGAUGUGAAGCGGGCGCUGAUCAUAGCCCAGUACAAAGUGGACGUGGCCCGAAGCAUCCUUCGGGAGUUUGCCUUAGUGCCCCCAAGACUGAACCUUUGAUUCCUGAAAGGGAAAUGGAUCCCAACAAUGAAGCACUUCUUCUGGAGGAACUUUGUCAGUCUGUUUGGCCUUGAAGCAACAAAGAUCCACAGAAACAAACACAAGAAACAAUCAAGGGAGCAGUGAUGACUACACAGCUUAAAGUUACUAAAAACAGAUCAUAGCAGAAUAUUGUGAAUCAAAAGUUGGGAGAAAAAUCCUGAUCGUGACUCAAAACCGGGCCCCUGGUUUUAAUGCUGGUGUCUGGCUUUGAUCACAUCAGCUCUGGUACUGCAGCAGCUGCCAUGGACCCUUCAUACUGUGCCAGCCAUAAAACUUAAGAGUGCAAGGUGGCCUUUAAACAAAACAAGACAUUUUCAGCUCAGUAAGAUGUUAUGGAUCAUUUCUACAUACAAUAAGUGGGGGCGCUGAACUCCACUGCUCUCUUCUCUACAUUUCUAACCUGCUUUCUUUUCUUCUCUCCAUUUAAAAGGAAAUUUAAUUGUUUGCACAUAGUCUGAAUAACUCUGGGGUCUGAUUGUCUCCUGCAGAGCUUGAGAAAAGUAAAAGACAGCUCUAACAGAGCGCUGCUCUUUGGUGUCUUAGUCAGAGGGUUGUGGGGUUUAAUUUUUGACGAUUCAUGAACUGAUGCCUUUUUAAAUUAUUUUUCCAUCUGUGAAGAGAAAGCCUUUGAAUGUAUUUGCACCUCUGUAUUUCAACUCUACUCAGGCCCAGUUUUGUCCCCGAGGGGUUAAGCACUGAAAAAGGUUCAAUGAGCGCUGCAUGGACUUGCAGCCUAGUGACGUUUUAGCAGAACAAACAUGGAGGCAAAAACAGGAGCUUCUCAUAAUCAGGAUACUCAAGUCCAUGUUUACUCACCGACCGUGGCAGGUUAUUUUUUUUUAUUUUUCAAGGUCAAAAGCCAGAAACGAGUGUGCCUGAAUUUCAGCCUUUGUCUUUAAGUAGAUAUAAAAGUAUUAUGUUGAUCAGUGAGCCAAACUUAGUGUGUGUGUGUUCCUAGAGACAAAAAGCUCUGCAGCCGUCACACCGCAGCCAGCUUUCUCAUAUUCAGUGACCCAGGCAUCAAAUGUCCACUUUUUAUGUUUCACUUCACUGAGUUGUAGAGUGAACCUGACAGGGCCUAAUUGAAAGCUGCUAAAAUGCUGCAGAGGAUUCAGAGGAGCCACACGCACUUUCACGGUGCAGAACAGAUGAUGUUAUUAAUCAAACUUACCUCAGGAUCUGGAAGCUACAUGUCUGCCUUAUGACAGCUAGAUGUCUCACCUAUGCAUGUAUUCAAUUUGUUCAAACGUAACAGCAUUUUUGAUGACAAUUCUUUUGUUCAAGAAUUAGAGCUUGAUUUACAGAUUUCAUUAAUCACAUGAUUAUUUCAUGAUUAACCACACAUUUAUUACACAUUUGUAUCGCUUCUUAAUGUACCUUAAAGGGAUAUUUGUUAAGGUUUCAAUAUUACCAUCAACAUGGGAGUGAUCAAAUAUACUUGCUUAAUGCAAAUGUAUGUCUAUUAUAAGUACAACAAUUAAAAACAGGCACAUAAUCCUCCAGAAUAACCUUAAAGGUAUUGUAUGCUCUAGAAAUAUGCUGAAAACAUCACAUAGUCCAACAAGCAACAACAGGAAGCCAUACUGACCUGAAUAUAAUAGUUACAUUCGGUAAAACUAACACAUUGUAGUGUCUAACUUUACAUCUGUGAUAAUAACUAAACGGCCCAAUACAGUUUUUAGGCAGCAAAACACAAAAACAAACAUACACAUUGUACAACAAGGAGCUUUAAACUGUAAAUGGAUCAUGAUGCCAGGUUAAUAAUAACACCCUUCUCAUCAGAAGCUCUUCACAGUUAAGAAAAACUCACUUUUUUUGCACAAUUGUUUAACUUUUCUUAAACUUUAGUAGCCGUAGCUUGACCUCCAGAUCUUGGUGACAAAAAGUGCCAAUGCAGCCAAACUUAGUAUAGAAUAAAUAUGUCCUGUAAAGAUCAAUGUUUAAAUUGAUCCCUCUUUAAUUUCUAAUUUAAGGAACUGAUAAUAACUUGAUUCUUCUCAUUGUUUUUGCAUCUGUAACAGGUUCUUGAAUACCUUCUUGUUAGUAGCCGGUAACAGAGCAGUGUAUAUUAGUAAGGCUGUUGUGUAUCAGAAGUAAUUGUCUAGGCCAACAGAGACAGAGUGCUGUCAUGCUGGACUGAGAUGGAUCAGCAGAAGGUACUGCAUUGAACGUCAUGUAAGAAUACAGUUAAAGUCAAAUGAUGUCAUUUUAACUACACAUUGUUAGGGUUUAGAAGAAAAAAAGGUCCUCUUUUAUGACGGGAGCUGAUCCAUGAGUGUACUCAUAAACCCCAAGUAAAAUCACAAAAAACAGCACAAAGCAGUGACCCAUCUUCAUCACAAUGGUCUUUUUUUGUGACAUGCUUGUGACACUGGAGAUCAUGGUUUGUAUUAUUAUUCACAGAGGAGCUGCAAAAACGCUGAUCGACUGUAGUCCGUUGGAAUCUAAUUGAUGGAAAAGUUCAUUUACACCCUGCUGAUAAUUAACAGGUUAAACUUUAAAUGAUCCAACAUCUCAAAGUCUGAUUGACGAUUUUUAUUCCUCUGUUCUCUGUAAAAAAGACGUUUGUCUUAAUGUUGGGUUUUUUUGGGGGGGUAAAGUCUUCAUCUUUCUAUGGUCCUUUAAUUCAAACGUAAGAACUGUAUUGCCAAUAAUGAGGGAGACCAUGUGCAAAGAGGAAGUCCGUUAAAGUCAAUAACAGGUGUUCAAACAUUGUUACCCUUUGCUGGACAAGGAUAUACUGUAAGUAUGACAGCUAAAAACAAACAGAGCUUAUAACAGCUUAUAACAGCUUAAAACAGCGUUAUGAAGCUCUUGGAUAAUGACGAGCAGCCGUGUCUGUUAAUGGGAGACAAAAACCCUGCACUCACUGUGUAUGUGUACGUUUUAUUUGUUUGUGCGUUUGUUUUUUCAUUCUGUUUGGAGCCAGAAUUUUGUGUUAGAGCAGCUUUACUGAUAGUUACUUACAGAAAACGGCUUUUUUUUUUCUUUUGUAUCAUUAAAAAAAAAAACUGAACCGUCAUAUUGAAAAAAAUUUGUAAUUUAGAUGGGUUACUCACUGCUUACUGUCUGCACUGGUCUGUUCCUUUAUUUUGUUGAACUUUAAAACCCCGAGCUCAGAUUUUUUCAUUCCAGUGAACUCCUUUGUCAGGGGGUGAGAGGCCUUAGAUUGCAAAGCAUGUUUUUUUUAUUUUUUUAUGAAAUUUUAUUUUCAUUAAUAUUUUCUGGUGACAAAACAAAAGUGUUGAUAAUACAGCGUAUGUAAAGCAUAACUUCAUGUAAAAUAUAAUGUAAAUGUUUAUUUCUUCAUAAGUUAUUUUCACGGAUGAUAAAUAAAGUCAUGAUUCCUUU
Xyrichtys novacula (pearly razorfish) is the source of this 23727-nucleotide messenger RNA. The record is from the annotation of a GenBank genome assembly. Lineage: Eukaryota; Metazoa; Chordata; Actinopteri; Labriformes; Labridae.